GUAAUUGGCGCCAAGAUGGCGAUGGAGAUGAGGCUUCCUGUUGCUCGUAAGCCUGUUAAUGAGACUCUGGGAAACGAGACCAAAAAACAUUUGGUAGUGCCGGGGGACACGAUCACUACAGACACGGGUUUCAUGCGGGGCCAUGGAACCUAUAUGGGGGAAGAGAAACUCAUAGCCUCUGUGGCUGGCUCUGUGGAAAGAGUAAACAAGUUGAUUUGUGUGAAAGCUUUGAAAACCAGGUAUAAUGGUGAAGUUGGAGACAUUGUAGUGGGAAGAAUCACAGAGGUUCAGCAAAAGAGGUGGAAGGUGGAGACCAACUCCAGGCUGGAUUCAGUCUUGCUUCUUUCAUCCAUGAAUCUUCCUGGAGGAGAGCUGAGGAGAAGAUCUGCAGAAGAUGAACUUGCAAUGAGAGGCUUCUUGCAGGAGGGGGACCUUAUCAGUGCUGAGGUCCAGGCAGUGUUCUCUGAUGGAGCUGUUUCUCUUCACACAAGGAGUCUAAAGUAUGGAAAACUAGGCCAGGGUGUUUUGGUCCAGGUUUCUCCCUCCCUGGUAAAACGGCAGAAGACUCACUUCCAUGACUUGCCAUGUGGUGCCUCAGUUAUUCUGGGUAACAAUGGCUUCAUUUGGAUCUACCCAACACCUGAGCACAAAGAUGAGGAGGCAGGGGGCUUCAUUGCAAACAUGGAGCCUGUCUCACUUGCUGAUCGAGAGGUGAUAUCACGGCUUCGGAACUGCAUAGUGUUGAUGGUAAAUCAGAAGAUGAUGCUGUAUGAUACCAGUAUCCUGUACUGCUAUGAAGUGUCCCUCCCACAUCAGAUCAAAGAUAUCUUAAAGCCAAAGAUAAUGGAAGAAAUUGUGAUGGAAACACGCCAGAGGCUGUUAGAACAGGAAGGAUAA
Molecule: messenger RNA, 897 nt
Organism: Chrysochloris asiatica (Cape golden mole)
Lineage: Eukaryota; Metazoa; Chordata; Mammalia; Afrosoricida; Chrysochloridae
Gene: EXOSC2
Product: exosome component 2
Exons: 9
Coding region: 16-897 (293 amino acids)
Biological process (GO): nuclear polyadenylation-dependent rRNA catabolic process; exonucleolytic trimming to generate mature 3'-end of 5.8S rRNA from tricistronic rRNA transcript (SSU-rRNA, 5.8S rRNA, LSU-rRNA); TRAMP-dependent tRNA surveillance pathway
Cellular component (GO): nuclear exosome (RNase complex); cytoplasmic exosome (RNase complex)
Molecular function (GO): RNA binding
Source: RefSeq, a predicted model, not a curated record